Molecule: messenger RNA, 1619 nt
Organism: Delphinapterus leucas (beluga whale)
Lineage: Eukaryota; Metazoa; Chordata; Mammalia; Artiodactyla; Monodontidae
Gene: GJC1
Product: gap junction protein gamma 1
Biological process (GO): cell-cell signaling
Cellular component (GO): connexin complex
Molecular function (GO): gap junction channel activity
Source: RefSeq, a predicted model, not a curated record
GGUGAACCAGUUCAGUCACCAUGAGUUGGAGCUUCCUCACUCGCCUGCUAGAGGAGAUCCACAACCACUCCACGUUCGUGGGGAAGAUCUGGCUCACUGUAUUGAUCGUCUUCCGGAUUGUCCUUACAGCUGUAGGAGGAGAGUCCAUCUAUUACGACGAGCAAAGCAAAUUUGUGUGCAACACAGAGCAGCCAGGCUGCGAGAACGUCUGCUAUGAUGCCUUUGCACCCCUCUCCCACGUGCGCUUCUGGGUGUUCCAGAUCAUCCUGGUGGCCACCCCCUCAGUGAUGUACCUGGGCUACGCCAUUCAUAAGAUUGCCAAAAUGGAGCACGGUGAAGCAGACAAGAAGGCUGCUCGGAGCAAACCCUAUGCAAUGCGUUGGAAACAGCACCGGGCUCUGGAAGAAACAGAAGAGGACCAUGAAGAGGAUCCCAUGAUGUAUCCAGAAAUGGAAUUAGAAAGUGAAAAAGAAAAUAAAGAUCAGAACCAAUCUAAACCUAAGCAUGAUGGCCGACACCGGAUUCAGGAGGACGGGCUCAUGAAAAUCUAUGUGCUGCAGCUGCUGGCAAGGACCGCGUUUGAGGUGGGCUUUCUGAUAGGGCAGUACUUCCUGUAUGGCUUCCAAGUCCACCCAUUUUAUGUGUGCAGCAGACUUCCUUGCCCUCAUAAGAUAGACUGCUUUAUUUCCAGACCCACUGAGAAGACCAUCUUCCUCCUGAUAAUGUAUGGUGUCACAGGCCUUUGCCUGUUGCUUAACAUUUGGGAGAUGCUUCAUUUAGGGUUUGGGACAAUUCGAGACUCACUAAACAGUAAAAGGAGGGAAAUGGAAGAUCCGGGUGCUUAUAAUUAUCCUUUCACUUGGAACACACCAUCUGCUCCCCCUGGCUAUAACAUUGCCGUCAAACCAGAUCAAAUCCAGUACACCGAACUGUCCAACGCUAAGAUUGCCUACAAGCAAAACAAGGCCAACAUCGCCCAGGAACAACAGUACGGCAGCCAUGAGGACAACCUCCCAGCUGACCUGGAGACCCUGCAGAGGGAAAUCAAAAUGGCUCAGGAACGCCUGGAUCUGGCAAUCCAGGCCUACAGUCACCAAAACAACCCCCAUGGCCCCCGGGACAAAAAAGCCAAAGUGGGGUCCAAGGCUGGGUCCAACAAAAGCAGUGCUAGUAGCAAAUCGGGGGAUGGGAAGACCUCCGUCUGGAUUUAACCUUGGCUGGGCUUAAAACUUGUGCUUUUCGUAGUUCACAGUAAGCAGCGGCUCACAGAAUAACGACUUCCACUGAGUAAACAUUCGGCUCUGGUUAUUUUCAGGGAUGCUGUUGGCUCAUGAUCCAAGCUCAGGGGACUCUGAAGUGGGGGCUGGGACAGGGGGAAAGAACGGGAAACACAGUGUUCCUGGACACAUGUUCCAGCAAUAAUACAGUUGCAGAACUUUACAUUUGUGUCUUCCAGAUCUGGAAAAGAACAGAUAUAUUUAAAUCAUUCUUGUUGAACAGUUUUUGUAUGUACAGUAUUAUGGUACAUUUUUUUUUUUUUAGUAUGAAAACUUUUCUUUGUAUUUGUAUAUUGGACCACUGUAGUUAUACUUUUAUAUUAAAGGGGAAAUAAUCCUUAA